Molecule: messenger RNA, 4186 nt
Organism: Pan troglodytes (chimpanzee)
Lineage: Eukaryota; Metazoa; Chordata; Mammalia; Primates; Hominidae
Gene: QRICH1
Product: glutamine rich 1
Exons: 11
Coding region: 1109-3439 (776 amino acids)
Source: RefSeq, a predicted model, not a curated record
GUUCCCGGCCCGGAUAUCUCUGCUCUAGGAGCUGUGGCCCGUGGGCAACCGCGGCUUUCUGGAGCGCGCGCCUGUCACGACCCCCAGUUUUGGGGCGCGCGCUCUGAUGUCGGGUGGCGGUGCUGCCUCGAGAGCGCGCAGGAGGCUUCUGCUGAGCAGAGGGCCGGCCGCGGCUCGUUGCGCUGGGAAGGUUGAGGAUUGGGUCCUUUCUGGUCUGGUGACGUUCCCGGGCAUCCGUGGCCUCGGCCUGGAGAGAAACCAACCAGCUUUGCUGUCUGGCUUGCGGUUCCGCUCCUCUGUGAGGGGGGCGAGAUUGCCCGUUCUCCUCGAAGAAUGCCGUUACUUGAGGCCCAAGUACGGUGUGGGUGCUUGGGUAGGGUGUUUCUCUGCUUCGGAAACCAAGCCCUCUUGGCUUGAGAGGGCAGUGAGCCCCUUCGGAUUUCCUCACCUUGUACUGGGCUUUGUGCCGGGCAGGGAAGGUUAAUAUUAGAAGGCCCUUGAGUGGUACCUGCUUAUCUUUCAUUAGAAACUAAUACGUCCAUAAGCGUAAUUCAUACACGUCACCUCUGUGCGCUCCGGAAGGGAAUUCGCUUAUGUGGCCCAUGUGAACUCCGAGGUCUAAAAUGCCAGUUUAAAUCCUUAAACGCAGCUUUUCUUUUGCGUAAGUGGGAGGGGCUUACUUUAGUCUAUUAAGGGCCCACCUUUGCCUCAGCCAAAAAGUUGGCCUUAAACAAAAUGGAACAACCUGAGAAUCAGUGCUUUACCUUUUUUGAAAUUGCAGAAAUCCCAGCAGAAAUUACUAAAAUCUGAUAGUGUAUCACUGUAAAAGUCACUUUUGGUGUAGGAUUUCAGUCCUUUUCAGCUCUUUUUUUUGACCCUGCCGCUGUGUUUUGGUUUGUUCUAGAGAAAUAGGCACCUCUUUUUUCUAAUACAAAACAUCUGCUAGUUUGAUUUACAGUCUUGCUCAAUUAAGCUUAAGGAAAAGGAAGCUAAGAGGAAGUAAAAUCAGCCAUCAAAUUUGAUAAUGAAUAUUAGAAGUCUUAAGAACUCAGGACAAGCAGCAGAAAUACAUGCAACAUGGUGACUGGAACCUUAAGGACUCUGCAAUAUGAAUAAUUCCCUAGAGAACACCAUCUCCUUUGAAGAGUACAUCCGAGUAAAGGCACGGUCUGUCCCGCAACACAGGAUGAAGGAAUUUCUGGACUCACUGGCCUCUAAGGGGCCAGAAGCCCUUCAGGAGUUCCAGCAGACAGCCACCACUACCAUGGUGUACCAACAGGGUGGGAACUGCAUAUACACAGACAGCACUGAAGUGGCUGGGUCUUUGCUUGAACUUGCCUGUCCAGUCACCACCAGUGUUCAGCCACAAACCCAGCAAGAACAGCAGAUCCAGGUUCAGCAGCCGCAGCAGGUUCAGGUCCAGGUGCAGGUACAGCAGUCUCCGCAACAGGUCUCGGCUCAGCUCUCCCCACAACUCACCGUUCACCAGCCUACUGAGCAACCCAUCCAGGUCCAGGUGCAGAUUCAAGGCCAGGCACCACAGUCAGCAGCCCCCUCCAUUCAGACCCCGUCUCUGCAGAGUCCCAGUCCCUCGCAGCUGCAAGCAGCUCAGAUCCAGGUGCAGCACGUGCAAGCAGCCCAGCAGAUCCAGGCUGCAGAAAUCCCGGAGGAGCACAUCCCACAUCAGCAAAUCCAGGCUCAGCUGGUGGCUGGCCAGUCUCUUGCUGGUGGUCAGCAGAUCCAAAUCCAGACCGUGGGUGCCCUUUCCCCACCACCAUCCCAGCAGGGCUCACCCCGGGAAGGGGAGCGGCGGGUUGGCACGGCCAGUGUCCUCCAACCAGUGAAGAAGCGCAAAGUGGACAUGCCCAUCACUGUGUCCUACGCCAUCUCAGGGCAGCCGGUGGCCACCGUGCUGGCCAUUCCACAGGGCCAGCAGCAGAGUUAUGUGUCUUUGAGGCCAGACUUACUGACAGUAGACAGUGCCCACCUGUACAGUGCCACUGGGACCAUUACUAGCCCUACAGGAGAAACCUGGACCAUCCCUGUUUAUUCUGCCCAGCCCCGGGGGGACCCUCAGCAGCAGAGCAUUACCCACAUUGCCAUUCCCCAGGAAGCCUACAACGCAGUUCACGUCAGUGGCUCACCCACGGCCCUGGCAGCUGUUAAGCUGGAGGAUGACAAGGAGAAGAUGGUGGGCACCACAUCUGUAGUGAAAAACUCCCAUGAAGAGGUAGUGCAGACCCUUGCAAACUCUCUCUUUCCAGCACAGUUCAUGAAUGGCAACAUCCACAUUCCAGUGGCUGUGCAGGCUGUGGCAGGCACGUACCAGAAUACGGCUCAAACUGUCCAUAUAUGGGACCCCCAACAGCAGCCGCAGCAGCAAACUCCGCAGGAACAGACACCACCACCACAGCAGCAGCAGCAGCAACUCCAAGUUACUUGUUCAGCUCAAACUGUCCAGGUUGCUGAAGUUGAACCACAGUCACAGCCACAGCCUUCCCCAGAACUUCUGCUUCCAAAUUCUUUGAAGCCAGAAGAAGGGCUUGAAGUAUGGAAAAACUGGGCCCAGACCAAGAAUGCUGAACUAGAGAAGGAUGCUCAGAACAGAUUGGCACCCAUUGGGAGGCGCCAACUGCUGCGAUUCCAGGAAGAUCUCAUCUCCUCUGCUGUGGCAGAGUUGAAUUAUGGGCUCUGUCUAAUGACACGGGAAGCUCGAAAUGGAGAAGGUGAACCCUAUGACCCAGAUGUGCUCUACUAUAUUUUCCUGUGUAUUCAAAAGUAUCUUUUUGAAAAUGGAAGGGUAGAUGACAUUUUCUCCGAUCUUUAUUAUGUUCGGUUCACGGAGUGGCUACAUGAAGUUCUGAAGGAUGUUCAGCCCCGGGUCACUCCACUUGGCUAUGUCUUGCCCAGCCAUGUGACUGAGGAGAUGCUAUGGGAGUGCAAGCAGCUUGGGGCUCACUCCCCCUCCACCUUGCUGACCACCCUCAUGUUCUUUAAUACCAAGUACUUCCUAUUGAAGACAGUGGACCAGCACAUGAAGCUGGCCUUCUCCAAGGUCUUGCGACAGACAAAGAAGAACCCCUCUAAUCCCAAGGAUAAAAGCACGAGUAUCCGGUACUUGAAGGCCCUUGGAAUACACCAGACUGGCCAGAAAGUUACAGAUGACAUGUAUGCAGAACAGACGGAAAAUCCAGAGAAUCCAUUGAGAUGUCCCAUCAAGCUCUAUGAUUUCUACCUCUUCAAAUGCCCCCAGAGUGUGAAAGGCCGGAAUGACACCUUUUACCUGACACCUGAGCCGGUGGUGGCCCCCAACAGCCCAAUCUGGUACUCAGUCCAGCCUAUCAGCAGAGAGCAGAUGGGACAAAUGCUGACGCGGAUCCUGGUGAUAAGAGAAAUUCAGGAGGCCAUCGCAGUGGCCAAUGCAAGCACUAUGCACUGAGAUGCCUUGGCCAUGGCACAAGAGAAACCAGCCAGGAAAAACCAGACAGACUUUCACACUAAAGAAGAGGCCUCCAUUUUUUUUUCUUUUUUUUUUAUUGGUGUAGUUACGAAGCCUUUCAGGCUGCUUCUGUUUAAAAUAUAAAAGAAAACUUUGCCCCCUUUGCAUCUUCAUAAACCUGCUGCAGCAGACUCCUCAGCCGAUGGUGGCUCUGGGUUUCCUUGAGUGUCAUAUGUCCUAGAAAGUUGCUGGCUGACUCUUUUUUGUCUGGGGCCUGGGGAAAGGGCUUGGACUGUGAAAAGAAAUGUGGCCCCUUUCCAUCUUCAAGAGAGAUGGAAUUAAUGGUGGAUGGACCCUGCAGGGAAUCUCCCCAGCCAACUUCCACUGGGCUGACAGACUUUGCUGACCACAGGGGAACGAUGUUCUUUUCUUUCUUCAUGCUCAGACAUAAACUUAGCAUCUUAAUGGAAGAAAAAUGAGGGGAACUUCAAUUAUGAUUUAUUAAAGACAAUUUCUAUUACACCCUCCUUUAUGACAAGUGACAUUUUAGAUGUAAAAGUAAAAACUUUACCAUGCCUUUUUUUUUUUUUUUUUUUGGCCUAACAUUGAGGCCUUAAAACCUGAGGCUCCUGUGCCUGAUGGAAUUCUUGUAACAUACACUUGUGUAUCAUAUAAAGAUACCACUCUGUUUCUCUUAUGUAUUCUUACUCUAGUUGUUUAUUAAGAAUGACAAGCACGUCUUUUCAA